AUUUUCAAAAAAAUGUCCCAUCAACAGAAUGCACUCGCCGCGCAGGUCGCAGCACAGCUGCGGGUGCUGCAGCAGCAGCAGCAGCAGCUGUAUCAGCAACAGCAGAUGAUUCAGCAGCAGGGCCAGGCUGCUGCUCUUGCUAGCACUCAGUAUCCGAAGGCUGGCCAUCAACAGCCAUCAGUGGGAAGUCACCAGCCGAAGGCGGGACUGCAGCAGCCUCAGACGUGCUCUCAACAGCCGAGGGCAGGCUUUCAACAGCCGAAGGCGAGCUUUCAGCAGCCGCAAGCGGGCUCUCAACAGCCGAAGGCGGGCGUUCAGCAGCAUAAUCGCUAUGGUGUAGCAAACACUACGCUGUCGCGCCCAGGACCAUACACGACCAACCAGCUUGCGUCUAAUGCGUCAGCCUCGGGUGUGAACAGGCAUGGACCUCCAGGAGCUUCUUGAUAUAGUGUUUUUCGAGGCUGGAUAUGUGUGGUUGCUUGUGCAUUAAAAAAAUAGCGUAUGCGUCAGAAAAUACAACUUGACUAGUACCCAAGUCGUUUUCUUCAUGGGUAGAAAUAUUAAACAGGUACUACGGGCGUUUCGCAAUUCGCGAGGCCAGUCGGCGCCUCGAGCAGUCAGCCUGCUGACCUGACAACUGCUCAGACAUCGCGAUCAACUGCUGUCCCGUCUGUGCAAGUGAGCGAACUGCAGAAAAAGAGCAACGAAAUCAGCAUGCUCUAUGAGAAGUAUUGGGCUGCAACGAACGCAACAACGGCUGAGCAAAAGAAGCUUCAAGUCGCGCAGAAGGAACUGCAAGACGCAAAGGCGGAGCUGGAUGAAGUGCGCAAGUUCAGCACGUACUGGGAAAACGAGACCAAGGAGAAAGAGCAAUCUUUGCAGGCGCUUGAGGCAGAUAUGCAGUUGGCGCGCAAGUGCGAAGAGGAUGCCCGUGUGCACAAGGCUGCAGCGGAUGCGGAGUUCACGUCGCUACGAGCAGCUUUGCAGCGGUCUAACGAGCUGGCGCAGGGGCGACUAGAUGAUCUGCGGAAAGCUCGCGAUGAGCUUCGUAGUGCGGACGAGCGUCUGCGUGAAGCAUGGGCUCGUGCGCGAAAUGAUGUGGAGCUCGUCAAGCUGACCCAUGAGCAGCGCAGAACCGAUCUGGCCGAUGAGUCCCUUGUUCUAGGCGAACAGGUGAAGACGCUUGAGGCCAGUGUGAAGCAUGAAGGUGAGCGAGCUGAUCGCUUUGAGGCGGAGGUGAAGGUGCUGGCGGCACAGCAGACGGAGUUGUCGAAAAAGCACAAGGCAGAGCUGGAAGCUGUGGCGGCUAAGAUGGAUCGCACGGAGACGGUGAACAGCCUCACAUCCGCUCUGGAGGAGGCAACAAAACAGAACAAGGACCUCAAGAUCAAACUCAGCGACGAGAUCGCAGAAAAGGAGAAGCUGCGUUCUGAAAUCGCUUCGAACCGUGGCGAGCUUGAGGCCAUCGAAGAGGAGUACAACAAGCAGACGGUGGAACUGAUGGCGCACCUAGAUCACUUGGCCAUGCAGUCGCAACUGUUGGAGGAGAAGCGCCGAGAGGAUGACGAGCUUCGCCGCAGCCACCUUGCGCAGGAAGGGGUCGUCUACUGCUCAUCGAACUCAGACGAAGAGAACGUCUUAUCUCCUCUAACACGAGACGAAGAAGCACAGCUGAGGGCGGGCGCGCCAUGCGGCAACGUUAGUGGAGAUCUGUUCGGUGACUCGGAUGAGCCGAUUGUGAUCACAUCGACUUCGGACGAUGAGGCGGUUUUGCCUGGUCUCGUUUAUGCAGGUUCAGGCGAGACCGCUGCAGUCUCUUCGUCUAGUUGAUGAAGCUCCGGCUGCUUCGGGCGAGGUCGUUGCGACUUCUUCAUCUCCGAUUGAGAUUCAGCCAGCGCCUGCUCCGGUUGAAGAUGAAGAUGAGAAGUGCUGGGCAUGUGCCGCGCACAGCGACAAGGGUGGUCUCUGGUGGCCCACUCCUGAUUGAUAGAGUUGUGAUCGUAUGAGAAAUUUAUUAAGCUAAGUGUACACUUGAAAUAUGUAUAAAGAGUAGUAUGAGACAACUUUGAAAAUUAAUCUGUAAAAAAGUGAGAUCUUCAAAGCCGAGCAUUCCAAAUAUUUUGUGCAACUUCUGUAAAGAUCUGAAGCUAGCUACUGCGACCCAUCAAAGAAGAUCUCGUCGCCUCUUGGCGUAAUGUUCCAGCAGGCGUAGGCCCCGAGAUCCACUUUAGUGAUCCUCGUUCAAUUGUGUGAAGAUCUGGAGCUGAGAGCUCAAGCGCAAGAAAGUAGAUCUAUGAGUGAGAGAAUAAUUAUGAGAGUGUGCUAGAAGGUCCCUGAACGCAGCCGAAGUAUAUGGAUCUGUGAGAGAGAGCGCAUGUUCUCCCCAGUGCCUGGCUUCCCCGACCUUCUACUUUUUUGACCGCGGUCAUUUUUGAAUUGAGCAAGUUGAUUUAUCUAACUUAAUUUGUGCAGGGACCAAUAAGGGCGUUUACGUUAAAAGUAGACAAUAACCUUUACAGCUUGCAUCUGAGAUCAAAGACUGGUAGUCUGGUAUAUUCUUUACAUUGCGCAACUUGUGAUCGGCAAAAGACAUCCAUACUUCACUUGCAUUCGAGUAGCUUCAGCACCUUUUCACUUUUUCUGUGAGCAUCUUCACUUCUUCAAAUUUUUUGAGACGUUCCUCUAUUCGAAGCAGGAAGCGCUCGGAGCUUCGGUGAAUAAUGGACUUCAGUGGGCGUGAGUUCUUGGCACUACGGAUUGAGCAGAAAGUUAAGGCUGUGCCAUCUGCUAACUUAUUUCGAUGAGGUCAAUGAGGCGCGUGUCUCAGUAUAGGCAUACUGAGACACCGUCUCUGAGUUGCUCUAUGGAAAAAGAGAUGAGUUAGCUUCGGUUCUAAUACAGCAGCCGAGCUGAAGCGCUGCGAACGCCAAGUUGAGCAACUGCGUGGCGACAUCGCAGAAUUGCGCAAGCAGAAAUCCAAGGCAGCUUCUCGCCAGAAAGCGGACGAAAAAGCUUCAGCGCGCAACAAGCUGACGGAUUUAAAACUGCGUGCCCAGAGCAGUCGGCAGCUUUCGCUCUGCGCAGGAAGACCUGUGGAGGUACUAGGCCACGAAGAGUCGCUGCUACUAGCUGAAGACGAGAGGAAAGCUCGAGAGCGACGCGAGAAGGCCAAGAAGCGGCAAGAGCUGCUGAAGCAGCAGAACACUUCGUCGUCGCUAGGGCGUGAGGAGGUGUCUGGGUACAUCAAUCCUCUGACAGGCGCUGGCGGCAGUCGUGACGAGCAGUUGCCUUCGAGUCUCGUCGAAUCUGCUCGCGAGGCGCUGCACGGUGAAGUGGCUCCUCCUGGGCAAGGUUUUGGGAGCAUCGAAGCUGCUGACUACGCUAGCCUUGUAGGGGACGAAGGGACUGCUGUUGAGGACGUUGAGUUGAGUGCUGACGGACGGGUGCCUGAGAAAAAAGGAAAGGGAACAAAGCCAGGCGAUGCUCGAGGAGUAAGGAAGCAGAACAAAAAGUAAAAAUGCCACCUCGUGUAUCACGUCAGCAGAGCCAGCACGUUCCCGUUGGGCCUCGUCCUGGUGCUCAACGUGGCUGGUUCAUCAAUGCUCGUGGAUAUACUCAAGCUUUGCGCAGAAGUGGCCCAGCUCCCUAUGUUGCCCGCAACCGCACUACUCGUGGGCGCGCAAUCGAAGCUGCAGAGCGUGAGACUGCAACUUGGGUCCGUGCUCGCAACCGUGCCUGCACGACUGAUGAGAUUCAGGAGCACUUCAUUCGACGUCUGGGCGCUGAAGGUGUUAGUGACUAUUUUGAUCAACGCCAAGGCAUUGGCAGCAGUGCGGCAAACAGCUGGACUCACAAGUUCUUGAACCGCUGGGACCUUCGUCUGCUGCGUACGGUUCCUCGUUUCCGCGGGCGUCGUAAUGGGCAGAACCUUCGUCGCCAAGUCUAUCAGUCUUGGGAGCAGUUCGAGCAGUUGAAGCAGCAGCGCGGAGCAGGAAAAAAGUACGUUCUGCUCAACUUCGACGAAACUGGUAUGCGUGGCAUUACGUCUCGCCCUCAGACGAUCGUUCUGCCUGGGAACAGCGUCCGCGAUGGCACUGGCCGCGUGGAGACUGAGCCCCAUUCGAUCUCGUACUCGAUUGGUGCCUGCGUUUCGUCUGAUCCUCGUUUUCAGGUGGAUCCGUGGGUGAUCAUCAACCGCUCGAACCGUUCGCAGAAGCAAGUAUUUACUUAUUUAUUGGGGGCGAGUUUUUUGGUUCCGUCGCUAUGUUCAUACCCUUGGUAUGAUCAUAGCAGGAACCUGUGGUUUCAAUGGAAAGACAAGAAAGGCCGGAUUUUACUGGUUUGGUGGUGGUAGUGGUGGAUUUGGCACGACUAAUUUUAUCCCCUUUGUAUUUACUCUCUCUCCUCCUCCUCAUCGCCUUCUUUUCCUCCUCCGAGUGACGAGCGAGACGAUGCCAGCAAGCCCAGUCAUUUAUAGUCUUCCGCCUCUUCACGUUCUUACUCUACAGCAGGACAGGACCGAAGAAAAGUCAUCUACUUGCUUAUUUCUUUUACUCAUUUGGGUAGUUUCGUAGAAUAGUGCACCGAAAUACAAUUUACAGGGGUAGAAAGCGCGAAAGUGCUUACUUUUAGGACGGACAAACGAAGAUAUCUAGAGUUUUAGCGUUAUAGUUUUACUUUGUUGCUCUGUUUCUCCUGGUGGACAAGGGCAGAAAGAGCCGAGAUAGCGAGUUACUUUCCUGCUUGAAUGUUCGACGAGUUUACUGCUUUAGUGCUUCAAAGUGUACUUUUACGGGCGUAGAAAAUGAAAAAUAUUCUACUUUUCUCUGGGGCUGACAAAUGAAAGCAUUUAACUCCUAGGCCUAGGCUAACGCUUGCUGGCAUCGCUUGCUCUCACCCUCAAGCACACAAACACACGGGAAGCCCACCGCUUCGCAAAAUUUAUUUCGGUGAGUUCUUCUCAUGGGGCUACCUGGGCGAGCUGACGCGGAGACGCUUCCCAUUAAAAAAGGGAGACUAUCUCCCCGCGCUCAAAACUAUUCCCGCACUCAAAAAUAUUCGCAAAUAUUCGCAAAUAUUUGGCAAAUAUUCCCAAACAUUCCCUAAAUACUCCCAAAUAUUCGCAAAGUAUUCGAAUAGUCUUAAACAUUCACAAAAAGAAGACGAAAGAGAAAAAGAACGCCGCAACGUCUCCGACAAAAAUCGCCGCAAGGUUUUGCCGGCUCUCCUUAUCGGUUUUGCUUCCUCACAUUCUUCCAAAAGAUUGGCCACAGACGGGAGGCCUCAUCGGUCUCCGCGUGGCGGUGCUUCGGUGAAACCUUGCGCCACACUUUGCGGCACGCUGCGGCGUUUUUUGUCACAAAUAGGAAAAAGCCCAAAGCCUACGACAACGAAAAAGCCGCGAAAGCUUUCGCAAAAAAUCUGCCAAGUUGUUGGCCGUUUUGCGAGUCCUUUAGCCGUUUCGAAUUCGCGAAAUGUCCUCCCUUAAUGGUUUCGACUUUCAUGCGGGUAUCGGUUUCGAGGGGUGUACAAGGGGGGCGGGGGGCGAGAUGGUCACGCGUUGCCCCCUCGUCCCUGGCGGCCGUAGGCCGCCAGAGGGACGGCGCGCCGCGCUGCGCUGGUGGGCGCGUGGUGUGCGCCGCAUAAUCCAGCGCGAACAGCCCAGCAAGGCAGCCCUUUGCCUCCUCGUCUCUGGCGGCCCACGACGCGCUGCGCUGGUGGGCGCGUGGUGUGCGCCGCAUAAGCCAGUGCGAACAGCCCAGCAGGGCAACCCUCUGCCCCCUCGUCGCUGGCGGCCUACGGCCGCCAGAGGGACGACGCGCCGCGCUGCGCUGGUGGGCGCGUGGUGUGCGCCGGAUAAUCCAGCGCGAACAGUCCAGCAAGGCUACCCUCUGCCCCCUCGUCCCUGGCGGCCUACCACGGCCGCCAGAGGGACGACGCGCCGCGCUGCGCUGGUGGGCGCGUGGUGUGGGCCGGAAAAUCCAGCGCGAACAGCCCAGCAAGGCUACCCUCUGCCCCCUCGUCCCUGGCGGCCGUAGCCGCCAGAGGGACGACGCGCCGCGCUGCGCUGGUGGGCGCCGCAUAAUCCAGCGCGAACAGCCCAGCAAGGCAACCCUCUGCCCCUCGUAUAUGGAUACGCUUCCCAUUAAAAAAAAAAAAGAAACGCUUAAAAGAAAGCCUUGCAUCUUAAUGGGAAGCGUCUUCAGUUCAGCUCGCUCAGAUAGCCCCAUGAGAAGAACUGACCGCGGAACCGCGUGAGCAUGUCCGGAGCCUCUUACGCAGUUCAGUUCCCGCAUGGUAUGAACUGCGUGCGCAGUGUUUCGCCUUAUUUUAAAAUAUUCACCCGAAAACUAUUCCCGCACUUAGAAAAAUGCUCGCAAAUAUUCGGCGAAUAUUCCCGAAUAUUCUCCAAAUAUUCUCAAACAUUCGCAAAGUAUUCGAAUGCCCUUAAAUAUUCACAAAAAGAAGACGAAAAAGAAAAGGACCGCCGCAACGUCUCCGACAAAAAUCGCCGCAAGGUUUUCCCGGCUCUCCUUAUCGGUUUCGCUUCCUCAUAUUCUUCCAAAAGAUUGGCCACAGACGGGAGGCCUCACCGGUCUCCACGUGGCGGCGCUUCGAUAAAACCUCGCGCCAGACUCUGCGGCACGCUGCGGCGCUUUUUGUCGCAAAUAGGAAAAAAGCCAAAGCAUAUAACAACGAAAAAGCCGCGAAAGCUCUCGCGAAAAACCUGCCAGGUUGUUGACCGUUUUGCGAGUCCCUUAGCCGUUUCGAAUUCGCGAAAUGUCCCCCCUUAAUGGUUUCGACCUUCGUGCGGGUAUCGGUUUCGGGGGGAUUGCAUUAGAAUAAAGCUGCGCCAGUGUCAUUAAGCGGACGCCGAAGCCGCCCGGCGAGCUGAUUAAAAACAACAAACCAAGGAACUCGGUCCCGAAUGUAGCAUAGAAUAAAAAACAAAAACGGCCGAGGUAAGGCAGUGGCUUAAUAUUGCCGCCCGAUCUUAUUCCUCGCGGAAUCUAGUGGGCGCGGCAUAACUACCCGGCUGCAAGUGGCACCAUAGGCCGCCGGUAAAAAAACCUGCCGAAAAGCUUUCCAGUGCGAGGCUGCCAAAGCAUCCACCGCCCGAGCCACCCCCGGCCAAGGCCUCCGCGGUGUAGUGAUCCACACACAGGGCCGAGGUGGCAAGAGAUGCUCGCUCUGUAUCCCGGGAUCGCUGCCCAGCCAAGGCGAAACCGAUAAGCAGACGCCAGAAAAGCACAGAAAUGAAGAGAAGACAGCACGCGAAGCCGAUAAAAAAGCGGGCGGCUCAAGAGCAAAACGCGGCCGCGCCUUGAAGAAGACCAGGGGAGGCAAACGGGGGGAAAAGGGGGCAGAUAAAUCGACAAGGGAACCGGGGCGACGCUGUCUCUUAACGGUUUCGCCUAAGAGUUUCGCGGGGAUCGCUGCCGGAUUUUAUUCGUCGCGGAAUCCAGUUGGCGCAUGGUAAUUACUCGGCUGCGAAUGGUACUACUGGCCGCUGAUUAAGAACCUGCCGAAAUCAUUUCCGGCACAAGACUGCCAAAGCAUCCACCGCCCAAGCCACCCCCGCCCGGGGCCUUCGCGUCGUAGUGAGCCACACGCAGGACCGAGGCGGCAAGAGAUGCCCGCUCUGUGUCCCGGGAUCGCUGUCCAGCUGCAGCAAAAAGGCAGCCAGAUGGUAGAAAAGCACAGAGACGAAGAGAAGACAAGGCGCGAAACGGAUGGCAAAAGGGACGGCGCAUGAGCAAACUGCGGCCGCGCCUUGGGCAGGAUCGGGGGAAGUAAAUGAAGAGAAGGGGGGGCGAAGAAAUCCAAAAGGGAACCGGGGAAGCGCUGCCCCGUGGCGGUUCUACAUAAAAGCUCCGCGGGGGGGACUCCGAUGGGGCGCAAGUGUCUCCCCAAACCCCGGAGAGCUUCAGACUUGCACAGGGCUCCCCGUCUCUUAUCGGCUUAUCGCGGGCCGGCUGCUAGGCAACUCCGCGCGGCGCGUCCGCUAUCAACUUAUCGCGGGCAGGCUGCUAGGCAGCUUCGCGCUGCGCGUCUGUUAUCGACCUAUCGCGGGGCGGCUUUGGGCUGCUCGUCUGUGAUCGGCUCGCCGACUUAUCGCGGGCCGGCUGUGAGGUCUGGGCAACUUUGCGGCGCGCGUCUGUUCUCGACUUAUCGCGGGCCGGCUGUUCGGCAGCUCUGCGGCGCGCGUCUGUCCUCGACUCAAGGCCGCCAAAAAAGGCGGCUUUUUAAUGGGAUAACCUUCCGAACUCGAAGAAGGCCGCACCUUUUAGGUAGUAGCGAAGACUACGCGCCAUCUAAUGGCGGAAGCGAGGUUUUGCGCAUCAGCUUCGCAACCCGAAAACAGGCGACCGCUCGACCGCGGGCAGUCAUGGCUUCGAAAAGAGGCGAACUCUUAAAGUGGUCGCGGCAGGUUCCUGACUCGGAGAGAGUCAAAGAGGGAGUCACACUCUUCAGGUAGUUGCGCAGCCUGCUCGCGAUCUAAUGGCGGGAGCCAGGUUUUUCGCAUCAGCUUCGCACGCAAGAAGAACGCGCCGCGGAAUCUAGUGCGACCCCGCGCUGGCCUCGGCUGAGCUUUCAGUAGGAAGGGGAGCCGGCGGAUUCUUAUCUAAUGGAGAUCCCACGCGGGUCGCGAGUGGGGUCCAGCGUGCCCGCGUUUUCUCUGCAUUAGUUUCCCGCAGGACGGUAUAGAGGGCGAGCCUGACCUUAACGGCGAAAGGGUCCACUUGGCAACUUUUUCCGGGCCAGAAUCUAGGGGAGGGCGCUAAGGCUGCGGGCUUAUUUCAGUGGGGACAAAAAGGAGAAGCGCUCCGCUCGGUUUCUUUGGCUCAGAAUCUAGAGGGGGGCGCAAGGGCUGUGGGCUUAUUCUGGUGGGGAUACAAAAGAAGAGCACCCUCCCCAGUUUCACUUACCCACGCACUUCCCCAACCUCUUACCCACCUACCCUCCCCCCUGAAGGGCGAUAUCGCCCUCAGAAGGACCCUAUAGGGAAACUUAUAGGGGUUUUGUUUUAUGAGCCGAAACCCCCACUAGAUUCCUGACCCGUCCGCCCCUGCAAGGGAGGCCGCGGCAUCUCAUGGGCCUCCUGAGAGUUCCGCCCUGGUUCCCCGGUCACCUUUGCAGGGCCGGAAGGAUCGGGAAUCUAGUGGGCCUUUUAGUCCAUCGAGCAAAGCCCACCUAAGUUUUCCCGCAGGACCCUCUAGCGAAUGACGUCGCCCCGACUACCCCCCCGUAGGGCCCGAGCGCGCCAAGCCGGCCAGUUUCGCGCAGUCGGUGGCUCGUGUUGCUCUGGUGCCCAAGGCCUACGGGGGGCCGCGUUGCUAAAUGGAGCGCCGUCGGCGCGCUACGUGCCGGGGCCCGGAGUGCCGCAAAUCGUGUCCGCCGGUGUGCCGUCCACUUCCCCAAGAGGGGCCGGGGCCGGAUCCGUUUUGGUCUUGAAGGCGUUGUCGGUCAUUGCGAGCAGAAGAUCGACAGAGCACACGGACCACUCGCUACACUUCGCGGCCACGCUUGCUAAAAGAACCGAUCCCCCAGCAGGUUUUUCAGCUACAUCAUUCACGCCAUAAACGAGCAAAGGAAAGAUUGUGUUGCCGUCUUCACCACCCUUAAGCCCUUACGAAGAAACACGCAUCUGACUUCCGAUCAUGCACAGUGGCAUGGUACGCAUAGCUAUGCCCAAAACAAUAAUUAGUUGCACUGAAGACCACGCAGAGACAUCAUUGAAGAGAUAUAAGAGUACGAUAUGGAGCGAACUGCCCCGCGUCCGUUGCGGCAUGAAUUUUGAUUAACGUCCUGCAAGAGUAUCCCGCAUGAUUUUCGUCCAAAAUGUUCUUUUUUCGUUUACAGCUGCUUUGAUGGCGUGUAACAAGAAUAGUCUCACGAGGAUCAUGUGCGAAGGUGGGUGAAUAACCCCGAUGAGGC
Molecule: messenger RNA, 9939 nt
Organism: Amoebophrya sp. A25
Lineage: Eukaryota; Dinophyceae; Syndiniales; Amoebophryaceae
Source: the annotation of a GenBank genome assembly